AUAGGGAGGGAGCGCGCCUGAGAGAGACUGGGAGACGUAGAAUUGACAAGGCAGAGGCUGGGGAGAGAGAGAGAGCGAGAGAGAAGGGGAGAGAGAGAGAGCGAGAGAGAAGGAAAGAGAGAGAGAGAGGAGGGAAGAAGGAGGUGACGGACCUGCUCCUCUGGGAUUCGGCUGCAGCUUUACUGCUCGGUGCUAUCGGCGGGCUCGGCUCACUAAAACGGUCCCCGGCCGUAAAAUAAGGCACCGAUCGAGGAGCGCGUCGAGGCUGUCACUGAGCUCCGAGGAGGAGGAUCUCCGCAGCCGCUGCUUGUAGGGAAAUCUGGAGUAACCGUGAGACGAGGUGGAGGGUGAACGCAGGAUUCAUGGAGGCUGUGCAGCUCCACAGAGCAAAACGCCUGGAUUAACUGACUCUGGACUGGGGGGCAUUACUGCACAGUUUUAAAACAGACGGGACCGUGUUUCUGAACCAUCGCCGAGUCCAACUCCAGCCCGUACGGCGUGUUUUUGUGUUUUUAGCUUGGGCGGUAACGUUUUCGGUGAUCCUCAUCAUGGCGGACCAGGAGGAGACUUUUGGCCUCCAAAACUCUCCCGGUGGCUCGGAUUCAAGGGAAGCACAGAGCGAUAGUAAAUCAGAGAAGCCGAACGGGACCUCGAGCAAAUCCCCAUCGUCCCAGACGACUUACAUCCAGCAGGGAAUGGAGGGCAUAAAAGUCUACCUGCACGAGAGGGAACUGUGGAUGAAGUUUCACGAGGUGGGGACGGAGAUGAUCAUCACCAAAGCCGGAAGGCGAAUGUUCCCCAGCUUCAAAGUGAAGGUCACGGGACUAAACCCCAAAACUAAAUAUAUCCUCCUGAUGGAUGUUGUUCCUGCAGAUGAUCAUCGAUACAAAUUCGCUGAUAAUAAAUGGUCCGUGACCGGGAAGGCAGAGCCCGCCAUGCCCGGGAGGCUCUACGUGCACCCGGACUCUCCAGCCACGGGCGCGCACUGGAUGAGGCAGCUCGUCUCCUUCCAGAAGCUGAAACUGACCAACAACCACCUGGACCCGUUCGGACACAUCAUCUUAAAUUCGAUGCACAAGUACCAGCCCCGGAUCCACAUCGUGAAGGCGGAUGAAAACAACGGCUUUGGCUCCAAAAACACGGCCUUCUGCACGCACGUCUUCCCGGAGACUGCCUUCAUCGCGGUCACGUCCUAUCAGAACCAUAAGAUAACUCAGCUGAAGAUUGAGAACAACCCGUUUGCAAAAGGUUUUCGUGGAAGUGACGACAUGGAGCUGCACAGGAUGUCCAGGAUGCAAAGCACCAAGGAGUAUCCAGUCGUGCCUCGCAGCACAGUGCGACAGAGGGUGGGCUCCAGCCAGAGUCCGUUCAGAGGGGAGGUCCAGGGCCUGGGCACCCCGAGCACCCUGAGCUCCCAGUACUCCCAGUGUGAGAACGGGGUCACCAGCACCUCACAGGACUUGCAGCCCCAGUCGGGCUCCUAUCCCCUGCCACACGAGCACGGCCAGGAGUUCCACUGCAUCAAGAGGAAAGUGGAGGAUGACUGUCACUCCAGUGAGCACAGCUAUAAGAAAGCCUACCCGGAGAGCUCGUCCAGUGAGGAGGACCAUUACUACCGUCCUGUCGGCUACGCCCAGAGCCUCGGCCUGGCCGGGGGGCCCUACCGCAGCGAAUCCAGCCAACGGCAGGCCUGCAUGUACGCCAGCGCAUCGCAGGGGGCCGAGCCCGUUCCCAGUUUGGAGGAUAUCAGCUGCAACACCUGGGCAAGUGUGUCACCCUAUGGGAGUUGCUCCGUCACCACCAUGCAGCCGAUGGAGAGGCUGCCCUACCAGCACUUCUCCGCUCACUUCACCUCAGGGUCUCUGGUGUCCAGACUUGGCGGAGUCGGGGGCCACGCCUCACCGCAGCUGGGCGACGGCCACCACGCGGCCAUGUACCAGAGCUCCAUGGCCCACCCGACUCUGGGCCGCCAGUGCAGCCCAGGUGCUGGGAUCCAGUCGCCAACGUCCGGCCUACAGGGAAACGAGUACCUCUAUACACACGGCAUCCCACGUACAUUAUCCCCACACCAGUACCACACUGUACAUAGUGUCAGCAUCAUGCCAGAGUGGAACGAGAACAGCUAAAAGAGCUUAUUUACCCUCUACAGGUGAAAGGAAAAAAAAAAAGGACCAAAAUCCGGAAGGUUUUAGAUGAAUUUAUAUUUAUACUCUUUAGAGAUGCUGUCCAUCGUAUUGAGAUCAGUGUUGGUUCACUGACGGCCGUGGAUAUUUGUGAGAUGAGGUGUUGACUAUAGGAGAGCAAGCAUCUUCUUACUUAACUUUGUUGUGACAGCGUCUGCACUUAAGAAAAUGACAGAAACAUGAAGAAAGAGGAGCCGGACCAGAACGAACACGAAAGACUUCUCGAGUGCAGACAAAUGCAGACACUGAUCAGAAGAGGGAAACGCUUCAGAUGCUUUUCCAGGCGUCUGGUAGAGUGUGUCUUCAUGCAGUGGAGUUUUUCUUCAGAGACAAGGGAAUAUGUUUUAUCAUUUUUUUAAAAGAACAUUGUCUUCUGUCACAUUAGCUUGAGUUCUCAAUUUCUUUAAAGUGUUUGUAGUUUACAACUUACUUUGUAGUAACAUUGCUAUGAGUUGUUUUUUUGUUUUUGUUUUUAUAUGAAUAAGCAAAUGGGAGCUUUCGUUGUGGCUCUUUGGUGAAUUUGCGCGCUCUUAAAUCUGUAAGAGCGGUUAUUUGGUUUCCUGCUGCAGGGUACAUGUACCUGCACGUCAAAUAAAUUCAUCUUAAUGCUGCAAAACAGAAACAUAGAUAUAUAAGAUCAUGACGUGCAACUGCAUAGACAAUAUCAUUAACAUGACACUAAAGGAGAGAAAACCCAGAUCUGUAAACUGGACCUUAUUUCCCAUAUAUUUUCCUCAUGCAAGAAUUACCAUAAUUAACUAAUAUAUAAGUUUGCAGGGUGCGUUGCAUUUAAAUUAGUCCAGUCAAGAGCCAAAGUGAUUUUAGUUUUUUGACCCUACAUCCAGCUCUCUCUAUUAACGUAAAUAUAAUGAAUCCUUUUUUGACGUUGCAGCAAAAUUAAUACAAAAUCUUUGCAGUGUCCAAUUUUAGGUACUUCCACAUCGUACACUCUUCACUAUGGACUUGUGUAGUAUGUGAAUCUUGAAACAUGGCCGUUGUGCACACCUCAAAUCACGAAAUAGCUGUUAAGUAUUUGCAUUAUCAUUCAUGGUACCAAAUAAUCAUAGACUGCUAAACUAACCCACUAAAUAUACUGAUGGCUUCAAUACAACCACAACAACAGUACAGUGGUAUGAAGUGGAAAAAAAGUUGUGUUUAGACAUUUAUAACUUGAAAUUGUUUGGUGCCGUGUUCACCAUUAUCCCGCCAAAAAGUGGAAUGGGCUCCACCCUCAAAGUAUAAGUGGUCAAGGUGAUGGACGGAUGUAUGUGUUGGCCGUUACGACCAUCGUCCACCAUUUUAACUACUUUGAAAAUAGGUUAAUCUUCCAUCAUUUCACUCACAACAUCUCGGCAGUUACGUGUAGCCUACACCAUCCAGGUCCUAAUGGCGAAACAUCACAUUGCCAUAAUUCACAGUGUGAACCCAACUAAAUUUACCUAAAGCUUUAUUAUCAAUAUUCAAUGCCCCCUAAUCAAUAUUAGUUGAGAAUAAAUUGGUUAAGUCCUGGACCUGUUCUGGUUUUCUAAUCUGCAAAAAAAGCUUUGUUGAAAAACAUUUAAAGCGGAAACAGUCUUGUAUAAAAAUUGAAAUAUUACAAAAUCAACUUUCUACCAAUUGUUAUGUUGUGAUCACAAGGAAAAUGUGGUUUAAACUGUAAAAUAACUGCUUGUUAUUUAUUGGGAUUGUCUCCUGUAACACACUCCACAUACCUGACAGAGAAACAUUGGUCGUCCCUCGUAGGGAAAUGUCUGUUAGUUGCUCUGGAUCAUCCACAUCUUAUUUUGAUAUGUAGACAUAAAUAUUGCAUCACUGUUCAUCUAAAACACCACAAAUAUUUUUGCCGUGUUUCAGCCCUGCAAUUUUGUGAAGGAGAUUUUUUUUUUUUCCUAUCUUUGCGUAAGCUCUGAUUGUGUGUUUCAUGCAGUCUCAUGUUGUACCCAGUGAAUGUGUGUGCUCUCACAUUUUAAGUAUUAACCCUCAAAGUGGCACUUCUCUGACAAUCUAACUCAAUCGACAUGUAAAGUAGCAGUUGGAUACAACGUAGAAUGUAAAUCGGAAAACUCAAACUAAAUUUUACUCUACACGUUAAAGCAGAGGUCGGUUUCACCGUACAAAUGAGUGUAUGUUAGAGGUACGUUUUUACAUGUGGACAAAGGCAACAUUUUUUAAAGGUUUGUAGUCAAUAGAAUGUUAUUUGUCAAUAGUAUUUAUUUUCCAACCAUGUACAUCAGCCUGCUUCUGCAUGUAUCAAAGAUGGAAGGUCCAAUUUCUUUCUUUCUUUCUUUUUUUUUUAUAGCUCUUUUUUUUAUGAUUGUUUAUAGGAUUUUCUAAUCAUACUUAUAUAGAAAACAGGAGAUUGUUAGACGGCCAUCAACAGGUAUCAAAAUAAGAUUAAAACACAUGAAUAAACUUUGUAAAUAAACAUGUACAUAACAGAAUACCUGCAAUAAAUUCAAAAACAAUAA
Hippoglossus stenolepis (Pacific halibut) is the source of this 4651-nucleotide messenger RNA. RefSeq names its product T-box transcription factor 5a (gene tbx5a). Gene Ontology annotation, cellular component: nucleus. The coding region runs from base 549 to 2126 and encodes 525 amino acids. Gene Ontology annotation, molecular function: DNA-binding transcription factor activity, RNA polymerase II-specific; RNA polymerase II cis-regulatory region sequence-specific DNA binding. The transcript is spliced from 9 exons. Lineage: Eukaryota; Metazoa; Chordata; Actinopteri; Pleuronectiformes; Pleuronectidae. Gene Ontology annotation, biological process: cardiac left ventricle formation; cell fate specification; regulation of transcription by RNA polymerase II. The record is from RefSeq and is a predicted model, not a curated record.